AUUCUUUCUAGCGUCAUCAUCGGAUUUUCCUCCUCCGCGGAAUUUGCCAUCUCAGUUGCAACUCCCCUUCACACCCACGUAGUAACUUAUAGUUUCCAGAGACGACGGACCGCACCAUAAGCAUUAUCUCCGUCUUCUUGCGACAAUCAACUUCCAGAACUCUGGUCCUUAGCCAUGCCUCGUCGAUCGUCUCGGCCCGUUCCCGCGGCAGCCGCAGCUCCAGAAGCCGCGCCAAAAAGGCGCGUGUCCGCCAGACUCUCCGAAGCAUCCAGAACGGAGCCCAAGAGACAAAAGUUCGAUACCGAGCCUGCUCAGAAGCUGGUCAAAUCCACCACGAAAAAGAGCAAAUAUUUCCAAGAGGAGCCGUCUGAAGAUCCGGAGCUUGACUCCAAAGAGGCAGCUGCGCCGAAAAUCCUCGACUACGAGGACACCGACACAAGCGUCCCCACAUCUUCCGACUCCGGCUCAGACUUCGCUGAAGAAGCAUCGCCAUCAGCCCCGAGCGAUGAGGAGCUUGAGUCUGAAGAAGAGGAGUAUAGCCCUGCGCCUAAACGCCGCCAGAGCCGCGGAAAGCAAUCUAGCACCGCUGGCUCGAGAAUACAUGGGCCAAAUAGUGCGGAAGAAGACACGACUGUGACAUUGGCCGGCAAAGAGCUAUGGAGAGAAGGGGUAAAAACCGGCCUUGGGCCAGGAAAAGAAGUGUUCAUCAAGAAGCCCAAGGCCAGAGACCCUGGCGCUGUAGCUUACAAAGAUAAUGUUCUGCAUCCCAACACUAUUCUCUUUCUCCAAGACUUGGCAAAGAACAAUGACAGGCAAUGGCUGAAAGCACAUGACGCGGACUACCGCGCUGCCAAAAAGGACUGGGAAACCUUUGUCGAGACUCUCACAGAGCAGAUCAUAGAUCAGGACGGCACAAUCCCCGAAUUGCCUGUCAAGGAUCUUGUCUUUCGCAUACACAGAGACAUCAGGUUCAGCAAAAACCCUCUUCCGUACAAGACGCACUUUUCAGCAGCUUGGUCCCGCACCGGCAAGAAGGGCCCUUACGCUGCAUACUACGUCCACUGCCAACCAGGGGCAAGUUUCGUCGGUUCGGGCCUUUGGGCGCCAGAGGCCGAUGGACUGGCUCGUCUUCGACAGGAUAUCGAUCGCCGUUCUCAUCGCCUCAAGAAAAUUCUGAGAGCGCCAAAAAUGCGUCAAGAAAUAUUCAAGGGCAUCCCGGAUGAUGAUGAGAAAGCUGUAGAAGCCUUUGUUAGCCACAACAAGGAGAGCGCUCUCAAGACCAAGCCCAAGGGCUACGAUGCCGAUAAUGAGAAUAUCCAGUUGCUCCGUCUGCGCAGUUUCACCAUCGGCAGGCCUCUCUCGGAUGAGGAGUUGCUAAGUCCGAAUGCCCAGGACAGGAUUGCAGCACUGGUUGAAAUCAUGGAGCCCUUCGUUACGUAUCUCAACAGCGUCGUCAUGCCUGAUGCGAUGGAGGAGGAUAUCGAUACCGAUUCAGAGGCUUCGGAAGACUGAAGCUCUAGACAACACCAAGCACGACUCGAACUCUUAUCUUUCAGAUCAGGUCUGUGGUUUCAUGUUUUCUAGUAUAAUGAUUCCUCGCUAUAUGUAUCUCCUCGUCUCGCGCGUACUUUCUUCCGGUGUUUGAGGGCUAGUCGGUCAAGAUUUUCACGUGUUUUUGAAAGUGUCGGGGCGCCCUGCAUACUGUAAUCCGCCUAGUGGGCAUCGCUCACGUCCUGUAUGUUUGCCACAACGGGCAUUUUUGCCUGAGAUUGGACUUGUCGAGCG
Messenger RNA from Aspergillus brunneoviolaceus CBS 621.78, 1785 nucleotides. RefSeq names its product DUF2461 domain-containing protein. The transcript has 8 exons. The coding region runs from base 175 to 1512 and encodes 445 amino acids. NCBI's taxonomy places the organism in Eukaryota, Fungi, Ascomycota, Eurotiomycetes, Eurotiales, Aspergillaceae. The record is from RefSeq and is a predicted model, not a curated record.